UCUUGACCAUGAACAGCUGGUGAGCCAGCCGGUUCGGUUUGUUAUUCAACCAAAAAAAUAGAAGGCUUUGAAAAUCAUGGAUUUUCUAACCAAAGUGUGGGCCAAAGAGGCAACCACAACAACUGAGAAGCCGCCCAUAGAAGCACCCACACCCGCAGAGGCUAAGAAGGAAUCACCAACGGAAGGUCAGGAGAAAAAUAUCCCACCGAAAGAGACCAAGGAUUGGGGUUAUGAUCUGUACCCAGAGCGUCGUGGUGAAAGCUUUAAACCCAAAUGGACUCGCGUCCUGUUUGGCAUGGAGGGUCAGGAGAACAUCGAUCGUUUCAAAUGCGAACAGAAUGUCUAUUGGUGCGUCAAAAAUGGUCCACUUGUCAAAUUAAUGAUGGGCGCCCUUAAGAGUUCCGGUUGUCCCAUCGAUUUGCGGCGUCACAUCUCGUGCGAAGUUUGCGAUCCCAGUGUCACUGGUGGCUAUGAUCCAACUCUAAAUCAAAUUGUUGUCUGUCAGAAUAUGGCGAAAAACAAAAGCAUGGUUCAUGGCGUUCUAACCCAUGAAAUGAUACACAUGUUUGAUUAUUGCAAUAACGAAUUAGAUUUCCGUAAUGUCGAUCAUUUGGCCUGCACAGAGAUAAGAGCAGCCAAUUUGGCUCAUUGUUCAUUUUUAAGUGCCAUGUUCCAGGGCGAUGCGUCGCCAUUUAAUAUCAAAGAGGCCCAUCAGAAUUGUGUCAAGAGCAAGGCCUUGGCCUCUGUUCUAGCUGUGCGUAAUAUUACCAAGGAGGAUGCCAUUGCAGCCGUGGAGCGUGUCUUUCCCAAAUGCUAUGCCGAUUUAGAACCAAUUGGUAGAAGAAUUCGUCGAAAUUCUACAGAUCAACAGAAGGCCUACAUGGAGGCACCCAUGUAUGGCUACGAUGUUUAUUAGCAAUCGUUGUUUUCCUUUCCUUCUAUUUGGUUAUUUAGUUUUAAAUUAAAACAAAUAAAACCAACAAAAAUCAAGUA
Molecule: messenger RNA, 993 nt
Organism: Drosophila willistoni
Lineage: Eukaryota; Metazoa; Arthropoda; Insecta; Diptera; Drosophilidae
Product: mitochondrial inner membrane protease ATP23 homolog
Exons: 2
Coding region: 77-916 (279 amino acids)
Biological process (GO): mitochondrial protein processing; mitochondrial proton-transporting ATP synthase complex assembly
Cellular component (GO): extrinsic component of mitochondrial inner membrane
Molecular function (GO): metalloendopeptidase activity
Source: RefSeq, a predicted model, not a curated record